AUGGAAUCCACCAAGCACUCAACAUCAAUACCCUCCUCGAACCCACCCAGCGUCGAGGUAGCCUACAAACGCAAAUGCAUCGCCCUCAAGAAGCGCCUAACCGAGAUCGAAACCGAGAAUGAACUCAUGCGCCUCCGCAACCGCCGCGGAUGGCAAUACAUCCAGAAGAUGCGCCUCGAGUCGUGCAUCCUGCUGGAACGUCUCGCCAAGGUCACCGGCAUGGCCGAGGAGGCUCAGUCUGGCGUGAACCCUGAGUUGCGCGCCAGAGCGGCUGCCCUGAUGUCGAAUUCCUCUGCCUUGAAUGGUAGUGCGGGUGACUCUGCGAAGCAUGCUAGGUAUUAUGAGGAUGAGACAGAGGGGAGCUCGGAUGAGCAGCCACCUACGCCCCAAGAACGACCCCUCCGCGUAAAACGCUCCCGAAAAUCCAACGUCAAUGACGGCCAAGAUGACGACGGCCCUGAUGGCCCCGACGGCACAAACCCCGAUGCUCCUGCCGCGGGAGGAGGAUCCUCAACUCUCCCUCGUCUCGCGCCAGCCCCUUCGCAAGAAGAAAUGACAUCGUCGUUCCGCAUCCAAACGGGUAGCAACGGGUCUGCCAACGAGAAGGAGAAUAAAGACUCCGACGCCAGUGAUCGCGGGAGCCGUAAUCCGGAGCCUGCUGGCGUGAGAGAUAGGACUGAGGAUACCGCCGGUGGGCGGGCAGAGCAGUCGACUACUCCGAUGGAUAUGGAUGCGAAAGAGCCGAAGGAGGAGAGUUAG
This is a messenger RNA of Aspergillus melleus, 759 nucleotides long. RefSeq lists its product as uncharacterized. The transcript is spliced from 2 exons. Bases 1 to 759 code for a protein of 252 amino acids. The record is from RefSeq and is a predicted model, not a curated record. NCBI's taxonomy places the organism in Eukaryota, Fungi, Ascomycota, Eurotiomycetes, Eurotiales, Aspergillaceae.